CACUAUAACAAUUGUUUUUAUUUUAGAAACACCUUGGCAGCUGCAGUGGUUUGACUGUUUUCUUUUUUCUGGACUGAGUGGCUGUUAAUGAAGAGAUGAACACUGCUGAGAAAAUCAUUUCUGUUUGUUUUCUCCUGCAAGGUGUUUGCUGUAGAGAUUUCAGCAUCAGUUUGCCAGAGAAGAUUCAAGCUCUCAGUGGAUCCUGUGUGAUUAUAAAGUGCAGAUUUGACAUUAAUGAAACAUAUGAUAAAGACCUUACUGAGAGAGCUGCUGGAGUCUGGUAUAAAGACAAACAUGAUAAGAGCAGCAGCCCAGUGUUUAAAUCUAAUGCAUCUACCCAGAACUCUUUUAUUAAAGGGAAUGUAACUGGACAAUUAAAAGACAAGGACUGUACCACUGUCUUUUAUGAUGUCAGAUCAAAUCACAUUGGUCAGUAUUUCUUCAAGAUUGAGGGAGAAGGUGUACUGAGAUGGACCUUUGCAAAAAACAGUGUUUCAGUAGAUGUGAUCGAGUCUCCUGUGAAUCCUCGAGUUGUGCUGUAUGUGGAUGAGCAGGAGCUGCAGGAUCAGCAGGAGGUGUUGGAGGGCAGAUCUGUGAGUCUGCGCUGCUCUGCUGAGACUCUCUGCUCUUCUCCUCCAGCAACUCUCACAUGGAGCUCCACUGUCAGAAUCCCCCUCAGUGAGAGCAGCAAACUACAGGAGCUCAUCAUCUCUGAUCUGAACUUCACUGCUGCUCAGCGGCACCACAGAGUCACUUUCACCUGCUCUAUAAGCUACCAGCUGCAGGACAACAACAGAACAGCUCACAGCAGCAUCACAUUACAUGUGCAGUAUGCUCCUCAGAUCUCAAACACCAGCUGUAACAUUGGGAAUAUAACUGUGUGUUUCUGUGAGGUUGAUGGGAAUCCCUCUCCUGUAGUGGAGUGGCAUCUGUCUGGACGUCUCGUCUCAAACUCUUCAAACCCGUUCAUCAGUGAAGAGCGAUUGAGCAAUACAAGCUUGAGGAGCUUCAUCUCUCUACAUCAGUCUCUCUCACACACAAACACUCUGCUGUGUGUCAGUAAAAACACUCGUGGCAAUGCAACUCAACUCUUUCAUCUGGUCUUUGUUACUCAAAAAGAAAGUACAACUCUACUUUUUAUUCUGAUUGGAGCUGCUGCUGGGGCUUUGGUGGUUGUGUGUGCCGUUACAUAUACAUGUGUCCGAUUGUCCACCAAGCUGAAGCCUCAGACUGAGACAGUAGACACGUAUGCUUCUCUUCAGCCCUCUGCUCAAAACUCUGAAUAUGAAACUCUGAACAUUAAGAAAAGAGGAGAUACAAAAUAAGAAAAUGUACAAAAAUGUAAAAACAAUGUUCACUUUGAUU
Messenger RNA from Danio aesculapii, 1365 nucleotides. Its product is annotated as Schwann cell myelin protein-like. The coding region runs from base 96 to 1325 and encodes 409 amino acids. The transcript has 8 exons. NCBI's taxonomy places the organism in Eukaryota, Metazoa, Chordata, Actinopteri, Cypriniformes, Danionidae. The record is from RefSeq and is a predicted model, not a curated record.